UCCCUCCAUGCAACCACACAAGGUUUUCUCGUGCUGCCUAUGCCCUAAUAAUAAAAGAAGGCCACAGUCAUAAACUGGUCAACAUAGCCCUCUUCACGUUUAAAUUGAUCUAACUCAAACGGUUGGCUUUCCGUAUUUGGUUACAUAUUUUUCCCGGAUAUUUACCUACAAUUUUUUCGAUCCAGUUGGAAUACUCAUAAAAUAGUUACCUGUAACAUAGACAACUAGUCACCGGGCCUAUCGAAGGGAGUUUUAGUGGAAAUUUAAGCUAAAUAUCGGUCUGUAAGCACCUGGACUUAUUUAAGGAUCAGUCUCUCUAGGAUAUUCUACUACCAAUAAAACAAGACCCAAAGUUACCGUGCAAUCUCAAUAUUUGAAAAAGAAAAUGGGUGAAAAUUUUGAUCUGCAAGCCAGAAAUAAAAAUAUUAAUGAUACAGGGUUGGAGAACAAGCGCACAUGUGAUGCACUUGAUAGUACUUCACCAACAGCAAAGAAGUCAAAAACUGAUGAAGUGCAAAUUGUGAAAAAUGAAUUGAGUGGAAAAUAUGUUGAUUUGUUGAAUGACAGGACCAAGGAUACUGGGGAAGAUGCAGAAAACAAAAAUUAUCAGAGCAACAAUAACUUAACAGAGAAUGAUAACUUAGUGGCAAAUGAGCACAUUUCAAAUAAGAAAAGUGACAUUACAGAGGUAGCUAGGGAAAUCACUCUCGUCGAAGCAGAUGCAGCAGAAGAUAAAGGUUCCCGACAUACCAUGGAGGAUGCUUGGGUUGUUCUGUCAGAUGCAAGCUUAGGGAUCCCAGGGAAACUGAGGUGUGCUCAUUUUGCCAUCUAUGAUGGACAUGGAGGGCGUCAAGCUGCAGAUUAUGCUCGAGCACAUUUACAUUCAAAUGUUCUUUCUGCCGGGCUACCUCGUGAGUUGAUGGACAUAAAAGUGGCAAAGAAGGCUAUUAUUGAUGGUUUCCGAAAAACUGAUGAGGCUUUACUCAAGGAAAGUGCUGCAGGAGGAUGGCAAGAUGGAGCAACGGCUGUGUCUGUGUGGGUUCUUGGGCAAAUGGUUUUUAUUGCUAACAUUGGAGAUGCAAAAGCUGUACUUGCUAGGUCAACUAUUCAUAAUGAAGAUGAAAAAAAUCUAAAAGAAUUAAGUAGUCCUUUGAAAGCUAUUGUAGUAACAAGGGAACAUAAAGCAAUCUAUCCUCAAGAGCGUGCAAGGAUUCAGAAGGCUGGUGGAUAUGUUGGACCAAAUGGUCGUCUCCAAGGUCGCCUUGAAGUAUCUCGUGCCUUUGGGGAUCGCCAAUUCAAAAAGAUUGGAGUUUCUGCAAUCCCAGAUGUUCACACUUUUGAGCUCACAGAAAGAGAAAAUUUCAUGAUUCUCGGGUGUGAUGGUUUAUGGGGGGUAUUUGGUCCAACUGAUGCAGUUGAGUUUGUUGCGAGACAACUAAAGGAAGGGUCAUCUACAAAUGUUGCUUGUCGUCGUCUUAUACGUGAAGCUAUUCGUGAACGUCGUUGUAAGGACAAUUGUACAGCCAUUCUUAUUGUCUUCAAGCAUCAAGAAUCAUUUUAAGUGGAAUCUUGAAAGUGGUCCUUUUAUACUUUCUUUGUCUUUCAUAGUUGUAUGAUAGGUGAAUUGUUUUACAAAAAUGUAUUAUGCUAAAAAUCACAUACAUAGGUAAUUUGAAUAAAUGUAAGGGUAGUAGUAAGUAUAAGAACUCCCAAGUUAAACAUGUAACUCAUCAAUGGAUAUUGAACAGCAAGUUAAGUAUUUAAUGUGCAUUUGCCAUUUGUUAGACAAUGUGUUUCUCUACCAACAUGUCAAAUUAGUACAUCAAAAAACUCUUAAAAAUAAAGUUCUCAACUUUUAAUCUGA
This is a messenger RNA of Cryptomeria japonica (Japanese cedar), 1864 nucleotides long. Its product is annotated as probable protein phosphatase 2C 8. The record is from RefSeq and is a predicted model, not a curated record. Bases 386 to 1561 code for a protein of 391 amino acids. NCBI's taxonomy places the organism in Eukaryota, Viridiplantae, Streptophyta, Pinopsida, Cupressales, Cupressaceae. Gene Ontology annotation, molecular function: protein serine/threonine phosphatase activity. The transcript is spliced from 13 exons. Gene Ontology annotation, biological process: protein dephosphorylation.